UCUAGAAUUGGACUAAUUCAGAUAGUCGUCAUAAUGUUGUGUUCAUGGAAGAUUGUUUUAAUUCCUCUGCUCCUCACGGGCUUUGUAGUUGCGGAUACAACAGACGAUGACAAUGAUGAUUACGAAAAGUUGGACGACCUAUUAGGAUCGUUAGAAGAAGAACAAACUACGCCGGAAACAACAGAACAGCCGGAGCCUGAAACUACAACUAGAAAAUGCGAUAAACUCGAUCUGGAUUUGGAGAAAAACAUUUUAGAAGACAAGCUGAAAAGUUUACUCAAUGCAACGCCCGAACAACUUGUGCAAUUGGAAGCCGCUCUCAAUGAGUCAUUCAUCAAAUUAUCCGAUCAAAUUCAUUGCACAUAUCUUAAAAAAUUAGUAACAGAAUCACCAAUUACAGCGAUCCCAAAAAUAACAACAACAACAACAACUACCACCACAACCCCAGCACCAACAACAACUACCACCACAACACCAGCACCAACAACACCACCAUCAACGACAAGAAGCACUACAACGACAACAACCGUAGCACCCAUUGUGCAAUGCGGUGAAGACAAUGAGAAUCGAUGUGUUGCAUUUUGGAAAUGCAAGAGCUCCAGGACGCUGAACGAUAAAUAUGAAAUCGAUAUAACUACAAGAGACGAAUGUCAUUACUUGGAGACCUGCUGCCCCUAUGCGGAGAUUUCAAAUGCUUCGAGACGGUUUAUUAAAUCAGUCCCCUCCAGUUGUGGCUAUGGUACAAAUAAUGGUGUUAUUAUGACCAUUAAGGGAAAAAGAGCGAGUGAAUCGAAUUUCGGAGAGUACCCCUGGACUGUUGGUGUAUUUGACAUGGAGGAUAAAUAUCUCUUUGGUGGUUCAUUGAUCUCAAUAAAGGUGGUGCUAACCAGCGCAAGUGAACUGAAUUCAAAACACCGGAAGGUUCGAGCUGGUGAAUGGGAUAUGAAAACCAACAAAGAGGCAUUGUCAUAUGAGGAGAGAUUCGUCAAAGAGACUGUGAUACAUCACAAGUUUGUUUUUGAUGUCUAUGCAAAUGAUGUGGCGUUGCUUAUUUUAGAGAAACCAUUCAAACUGUUACCGCACAUUCGACCCAUAUGUUUGGCCAGCAACAUUGAACUGAACAGGAAGGAAUGCAUUGUCACAGGCUGGAAUGAUGAUACAUGGGCGCAUCAAUCCAUUAUGAGAGCAAUGAAACUUCAGUUAACUCAAUGUAACAGCUUUGUACACAAAACUCUGCUGUGUGUAACAGGUAACAAUUCGGAUCUCACCUAUGGAAACGGCUCACCUCUGGUAUGUCCCGAACAAGGUAGUACCAAUCGGUAUUAUCAAAUUGGAAUUUGGAGCCAUGGAAUCUCUACAAACGGAACGAAAUUUACUGACGUUCAAGGUCAAUAUGAGUGGAUAAAAACAGAACUUGCUGAUCGUAGCAUUUUUAUUAGUUAAAAGAAGAAAGAAUAGUCUCGCAACAUUACAAUCGAAAAUCUUAGAGGGUUUCUUCUAAUGUAUAAUCUAUAACUUAAUAUUCAAAAUAUAAUCAUUUGAACAAUCUUAACAAUAUAAUAAAAUAAUGUUUCUUUAUAUUUUCAAUGACAACAAAGAAACUUAUUAAUAUUUCUAUCAGUUGAAGGCGAAAAUUUAAUUGCUUAUGCUUUCUUUAUUAGCCUCGCCAUAUUACAAUCAAUAAUCAUAGAGGGUUUCGGAUAUUGUCGCAAAUGUAUGAUCAAUAAUUCAAUAUUCAAAAUAUAAACAUUUCAAUAACGUAAACAAUA
Messenger RNA from Drosophila nasuta, 1769 nucleotides. RefSeq names its product phenoloxidase-activating factor 2-like. The transcript has 4 exons. Gene Ontology annotation, molecular function: serine-type endopeptidase activity. The coding region runs from base 34 to 1443 and encodes 469 amino acids. The record is from RefSeq and is a predicted model, not a curated record. Gene Ontology annotation, biological process: proteolysis. Lineage: Eukaryota; Metazoa; Arthropoda; Insecta; Diptera; Drosophilidae.